Messenger RNA from Annulohypoxylon maeteangense, 1922 nucleotides. RefSeq names its product methyltransferase domain-containing protein. Bases 159 to 1922 code for a protein of 587 amino acids. NCBI's taxonomy places the organism in Eukaryota, Fungi, Ascomycota, Sordariomycetes, Xylariales, Hypoxylaceae. The transcript has a single exon. The record is from RefSeq and is a predicted model, not a curated record.
CCAAUGACCAAAGUAUAGGUACCUAUAUUAUAAUAUUUAUCUGCUCAUCCUAUAUUAGUAGAUACUUAAAUCUUUUCAUAUUUCCAAUUUCCUGCCUAUUUCUAAAUUCAUUUUCAUUCUUUAUACGCACAUAUUCAUAGAAUUACCAGGUGUCGAAUAUGAGGCCAAUCAAGGCUUUGCCGUACCCAGAUUGUUGGGAUAGCACUGAAGCUUAUGUCGAACAACUCCUGAAAUUUGCAACUACAUCAAACACUUUUCAGGUAUUCUGUGGAGGCGUACACAUCUUAGACUUCUUCACAAACGAGCCAGGACUUUUCCAAACAAUUUUACCACAAGAUUGGCAGCCAUAUAUCCUGCAAUGCAAGCCCAUGGAGUUUCUAGAUCUCCUUAUGAGAGACAACUUAGACGAAAUCCAAGAUCCUCAACUACCUGACAGUCUAGUUAAGUAUAUUAAGGAUAUACGAAGGCUUUCGUUGGCGCGGGAGUUCUCAAGCAAAGAGAAGCUUCCUAAGCUAACACGUAUGGUGUCCGUUGGCAUGAAGCCAAAGAAAGUUCACGAAGUAAGAAACUUCGCAAAUUACGUGGACACACUCGCCAAGGAUAUUUCCGUCGAGUAUAAAAAGGAUAUCACUCAUUUUGUUGAUUUCGGAAGCGGCCAGAAUUAUCUAGGAAGAGCGUUAGCAAGCUCUCCUUAUAACAGGCAGAUUAUAGCAGUAGAAGGUCGGGAACGCAAUAUAGUGGGUGCAAAAGAGCUUGAUAUGCUCGCAGGUAUCUCCGAGAAGCGAAAGGUUAUUCGGAAUAAGAAAUUGUGGAUGCAGAAGCUUGACGGCACGAGCACCGAAGACCAAUUAGACGAGAAGGCUGAUCCCGCCACAAAUUUAGGCGAGUACGUACCUGAUUUUAGACCACGAAGUGAGGUUGGAACGGUCUACAUGCCUGAGGAGGGGAAAGGCUUCAUACGAUAUAUUGAGGGAAGACUAGAAUCAGGAGACUUGACAGAUGUCAUCAGCCAACUUGAACAUGACCCUCUUGCCGCGGAAACCGGACGAGGCGACCCUAGUCUAAUGGCUAUAUCUAUCCAUUCCUGUGGCAAUUUGUCGCACCAUGGUAUACGGUCUCUGAUUCUCAAUCCACGAGUCCAAGCUAUUGCUAUCGUCGGUUGCUGCUACAACCUGAUGACGGAAAAGUUAGGGCCACCUACGUACAAAACUCCAUAUAUGAGACCAAGUCUCCAAGCUCUCAACGGUCGGGUGGUCAGGGAGUCCGAGAAACGUGACCCGCAAGGGUUCCCGAUGAGUGAUCGCCUCUGCAACUACAACGAUGCUGGAGUCCGGCUUAAUAUUACGGCUCGGAUGAUGGCAUGUCAGGCACCGCAAAACUGGUCCGAGACUGAGAGUGAUGCCUUUUUCACACGACACUUCUACCGCGCCGUUCUACAAAAGAUGUUUCUUGACCGAGGGGUCAUCACUAAGGUUUACCAUAACAGCGAACUCGAGGAAAAUGGUAACCCGUCCCAGAGUCCGUUCAACAUGAGUACCAACCCCGUCAUCAUCGGCUCACUCCGGAAGUCGUGUUAUAAGACAUUCGGGUCAUACGUGAGAGGGGCAAUUAAUAAGCUAACUACAAAUUCGGAGUAUCACGAAUAUUGUGACAUAAUUAGAGAGAAAAUGGUUGACGUCACAGAUGAAGAAAUUGCGAGAUAUGAGGAGUUGUAUGGACCACGCAAACGGGAACUCAGCGCCAUCUGGAGCCUCAUGGCUUUUAGUGCUGUGGUUACCGAAUCCUUAAUCGUGACCGACAGGUGGCUGUUUCUCCAGCAGCAUUCCGACCUAGUACAAGAUAGCUGGGUAGAGGCAGUAUUCGAUUAUCGCGAAAGCCCUCGGAACCUGGUUGUGGUUGGAGUCAAACGCCCGAUCUCUUGA